Molecule: messenger RNA, 1366 nt
Organism: Apis florea (little honeybee)
Lineage: Eukaryota; Metazoa; Arthropoda; Insecta; Hymenoptera; Apidae
Gene: yip2
Product: yippee interacting protein 2
Biological process (GO): fatty acid beta-oxidation
Cellular component (GO): mitochondrion
Molecular function (GO): acetyl-CoA C-acetyltransferase activity
Source: RefSeq, a predicted model, not a curated record
GUAAUUUAUUUCACAAUGUCUCUCGCAACAAAAGGAAUAUUUAUUGUAGCUGCAAAACGUACUCCAUUUGGUACAUUUGGUGGUAAAUUUACAAAUAAAAGUGCAACUGAUUUAUCAGUUAUUGCUGCUAAAUCUGCUUUGCAAUCUGCAAAAUUAAAUCCUAAAAAAAUAGAUAAUGUUAUUUUUGGACAUGUAUUACCAAUAUCAUCAAGUGAUGGAGUUUUUUUAGCACGUCAUGUUGCAUUAAAAUCUGAUAUACCAUUAGAAAAACCAUCAUUUUCAUUAAAUAGAUUAUGUGGUUCUGGAUUUCAAUCAAUUGUCAGUGGUACACAGAGUAUUUUAUUAGGAGAAUCUAAGAUAGUUUUAACAGGAGGAGUAGAAAACAUGAGUCAAGUUCCAUUUGCUGUAAGAAAUAUUCGUUUUGGUACAAAUUUAGCACAAAAAUAUCACUUUGAGGAUGUUUUAUGGCUUGGAUUAUCAGAUACUUAUUGCAAUUUAGCUAUGGGUGAAACUGCAGAAAAACUUGGAUCACAAUAUAAUUUAAAAAGACAAGAAGUAGAUGAAUUUGCUUUAAGAAGUCAGCAAUUAUGGAAAGCUGCUAAUGAUGCUGGUCGUUUUAAUGAGGAGAUUGUACCUGUUACAAUAACUGUAAAAAAGCAAGAUAUUAUUGUAAAUACAGAUGAACAUCCACGGCCUCAAACAAGUCUUCAAAAUUUAGCUAAAUUACCUUCUAUUUUUAAAAAAGAUGGUUUAGUUACAGCAGGAUCUUCAUCUGGUAUUUCUGAUGGUGCAGGAGUUAUUAUCUUAGCGAGCGAAGAAGCUAUUAAAACAGAACAACUUACACCACUGGCACGUUUGGUGGGAUAUAGUGUUGUAGGUGUAGAACCUAGUAUUAUGGGAAUUGGUCCAGUUUCAGCUAUACAAAAACUUCUUAAAGUUACAAAUAAAAGUUUGAAUGAUAUUGAACUUAUUGAGAUUAAUGAAGCAUUUGGAGCUCAAACAUUGGCAUGUGCCAGAGAUUUGAAAUUGGAUAUUAAUAAGUUAAACGUGGAUGGUGGAGCUAUUGCUGUUGGACAUCCAUUGGGUGCAUCUGGUAGUAGAAUUACUGCACAUUUAGUACAUGAAUUAAGAAGAAGAAAAACUGGAAGCUUAGGAAUUGGUUCUGCUUGCAUUGGUGGAGGUCAAGGAAUAGCUUAAUGAUAGAAGCACUUUAAUCAUUGAUAUAUAUAUAUAUAUAUAUAUAUUUGUCUAUUUUUAUUAUUAAUAUAUACAAUAUAUAUUUUAAAGAUAUUGAAAAAUUUCUAUUUUUAUAUUAUGAUAUAUUACAUAUUAAAUACUUAUAAAAUUUUUUUAUACUUAUUGAAUG